This is a messenger RNA of Alnus glutinosa, 2217 nucleotides long. RefSeq names its product crossover junction endonuclease EME1B-like. NCBI's taxonomy places the organism in Eukaryota, Viridiplantae, Streptophyta, Magnoliopsida, Fagales, Betulaceae. The record is from RefSeq and is a predicted model, not a curated record. Bases 133 to 1833 code for a protein of 566 amino acids. Gene Ontology annotation, biological process: DNA repair. Gene Ontology annotation, molecular function: DNA binding; nuclease activity. Gene Ontology annotation, cellular component: nucleus; Holliday junction resolvase complex. The transcript is spliced from 12 exons.
CACACCGCUUUGCCCCAACCAUCCCGCGCUUAUUCGAAGAAGAAACAGAAAAAAAAAACCCACCACUGCCACCACCACUGAACUCCACUCUCUCCUCCUAUUCGCUUCCUACAGUUCCUCCAGCUCCCCAAAAUGCCCCAGCCAAUCCUCCUCUCCGACGACGAAGAAGAAAAUGGGCUCUCAACCCCAGUCCAUAUCUCUUCCAAGAAACAACGCCGAUUCGAACCGGACAACCCUGCGGCUCUGGUCCUUCUCGACGACCCGACCCCGAAGAAACCGGGCCCCACCUCCACGCCCUCCUUCGUUCCCGAGACCCCUAUGUCCGCCUCAAGUUCGGUCGCAAUCGUCAAAUGCACAACGGGCUCAUCGCAUCCCCAAAUUAGGGUUUCAGAUUCUCAGAACAAGUUCUCCGGAAUUUGCGGAUUGAUAUGCUUGGAGUCUGACAAUGAGUCUGAAAGUGGUCCUGGAAGGGAAAAGUGGAAGGAGAAUGAAACGAUGGGCACCGAUUUUGACGCGUCGAGGGACUCGGAUUGGAGUUCUAGAAUUAACGAGUCCACGAGUUCUCUCGGGAAUGAUAAUAUAAUGCGAAUGUUCGGGGACAGCUCUUUGCAUUCGAACUCAUUGCGAGAUGAUGUUCAUCAGGUAUAUGAUCAUCUUGACAAAGAUAAUGUUAGUAUGGAGCAGAUCAAUGACAAUGUAAAUCAGAAAAGGAGAACUAAAGUUGAUGCUGAGAAGAAAAGUAUGAUGGACAGAGCUAUGGGAAGGAAGAAGAUGACGCAAGAGGAAAGGAUUCACUUAAUGGAAGAGAAGAAACUAAAGAAGGAACAAGAGAAGUUGCAAAAAGCAGCCCAGAAGGCUGAAGCUGCAGAGAUGAAAAAAUUGCAGAAAGAAAAGCAAAAGUGGGAGAAAGGGAAGUUUGCUCUAAAAUCCAUUGUGGCUGAAAUCGAUGCUAAAGUAAUUGAACUGGGGUCAGUUGGAGGACAUCUGCUUACAAGGUUCGCUGAAAAGGGGCUUACAUACCGUAUAACUUCGAAUCCAAUUGAAAGAUCAAUUGUGUGGACUAUGACUGUUCCAGAACAUAUCUCACAGAUUUCUUCUAAUGGAAUGGAGAUUCCAUACAUAUUGUUCGUAUAUGAAGCCGAAGAAUUCUGCAAUCUUGUCAUCAAUGAAUCUCUUCUCGAUCACGUUUCCAGUGUUCGAAGUCGUUACCCAAGUUACACAAUUUGCUGCCUCACCAGUAGGUUAAUGUCAUAUAUUAAUAAAAGGGAACAGGAAAAGUACAAGAAUCCGUCAAAUAAUAAUGGUUGGAGUCGUCCACCUGUUGAGGAGGUGAUGGCAAAAUUAACCACUCAUUUCAGUAAGGUUCAUUCCAGGCAAUGCAUGGAUGAAGCUGAACUAGCUGAACAUGUUGUUGGUUUGACCUCCAGCCUGGCAUCUUGCCAAUAUAGAAAGAAGUUGACGCGCCUAUCUGUAAAUGCUAAUGGGUCCGUGAUUCCUAAGGAUGCUGUUGACCGGAAUCUAAUUAAAAAGAACUUAUGGUUGAAAGCUUUGAUAUCAAUUCCAAAGGUUCAGCCACGAUUUGCUACUGCUAUUUGGAAGAAGUACCCCACCAUGAAAUCUCUUCUAAGUGUCUACAUGGACCCUAGUAAAUCAGUGCACGAAAAGGAAUUUCUCCUCAAGGACUUGACAACUGAAGGGCUGCUUGGUGAGGACAGAAGAUUAGGUGAGGUUUGUUCAAAGAGAGUGUACAGAAUACUUAUGGCACAAAGCGGAAGCAUCAAAACUGAUGAUGUUGAGAAUGGUGCUGAUUUCUUCAUAGGCCAAUCAUCUUAAAAUCUCUACAUUGUAUUGGUUGCCAAUCCUCUAUAAUUAUAUGUACAAAAGUUAGAGGUUUGUAUGUACCCCAUCAUCAUGUUCAUCAUUUGCAGUUUCUCUGAGAUAGUUGCAGAUGGAAUUCACUCUUGCAGGUGGUCCCUCAACCUCAUUAGAUAGGCUUGUUGACAAGCUGAUGUGAACCAAAUGCAUGACCAGUAUAUAUGAGUUGUUCUUUGACGUGGGUCAACUAAGGUUGACUUAGGCUACUAGUAGACCUUGCUACAUCAAUUUUGUGAGAUAUGGUAUGUAGUACUAGUCAUUUUAUUAACCGUGUAUAAUCAAUGUGCUUAGCAUAAACGAUCUUUAUGAUACAAUUUACAAGUAUCUGGGAUUUUUUUGGAA